AGGACGUCAAAGUGAGUGGCAGUAUGUACAUCUGUUCAAGCGUUAAGUUGUUGGACGGUCAUAUGGCAUCAGAUCCAGGCUCAGCUGAUAUGUGAGGGGGUUUGUGACGCGACAGAUGACAAAACAGAUCGAUACAGUCCAAUACGAUGCUUAGAAAACUUUCGAAGGGAUAUGACAUGGAAAUAAGGAGCCUAUUGUGUGCGUCAAGACGGAAAAUGAUUCAUUGUUUGCGUAGAGAACAAGGGCGGCGAGAAGUAAGGGAUCAACAACUACCAUUCCAUUUCACCAACAUUUCGUUUCACCAUGCAUCACUGUUUGCUUCCCUUUAUCUGCUCUGAAAACUCAGUGUACACCCAGCCGUCGCAGUUAUUCUACCAAACUACUUUUUCUUGCUCCGGUCACCAACUAGCCACCAGAAUUCCCCCCUACGUAUGCGGCAUCGAAAUCUCUGUAGAACUAUUCUCAGCUAAACACUUUCACGGAAACCACGGCCAACCCGUAGCAUUUCUUAGUGUCUAUCUCACCAUGAACAGCGAAGUCAGUACCGAUUACCUUCGCCCUGGCAUGAGCGAAAGCGGGAUACAAGAGACGAACAACAGGCCCUCGCUCCCAGGGCUGGAGGGUCUGGAAGACCAGAGUCUCGCGAAGGUGGAAAAAUGGAAUGAAGGGUUCGAGGAAGCCAAGAAGUCCAGCGACGAGGAGCUCUUCAAGCAAGCCGCUUCCUUGCAGAGGACGUUCACGGAGACAUACUCGAUCCCGGACGGGCUCAAUGAAUUCAUCUUGAGCCUUUCACGGGCCGCGUACAAGAUGUACGAAGAUAAACACGAUUUCUCCCCGGUUGGGCUUGACCUUGGGCUCAUCACCGAGGACGGGGAGAGAUGCUUGUACCUCGCUAUCUUGUUCCACGAGCAAACACAAUUUGAUUACCUGGCAGCGCGCCAAUUUUCGCAGAGCUGGCUCGACUAUGUGCGCGGUAGCCCUGAAAGCACCCACUUACCACACAAGCUCCUACUCCUUGCGCGAGAGAAACCCGGCGAUUCACCUUCUCUAUUUCAACAAUGUGGCAAGUUGGAGCCCAACGUCGAGGACAAGCGCCGUUGUGACCUUGUACCAGACGUUGAGAAGUGCCUGGAGGAUUGUGGGAGAAAUUUUGUACCACUGAUUGAAGUAAUUUGGUCAUUUGUUUUUUGCAAGUGUGCAAUGCCGAAUUGGAGAACGACGUGAAGAGAUCGAAGAGGCGUGAAAGAGGGCAUCAAGGGGGACGAUAAAGAGGUGUAAAAGCUACGCUUGUAUUAUUGGUUGCACAUACCGCAGA
Messenger RNA from Xylaria bambusicola, 1315 nucleotides. RefSeq lists its product as uncharacterized. The record is from RefSeq and is a predicted model, not a curated record. The transcript is spliced from 2 exons. NCBI's taxonomy places the organism in Eukaryota, Fungi, Ascomycota, Sordariomycetes, Xylariales, Xylariaceae. The coding region runs from base 304 to 1224 and encodes 306 amino acids.